AUGUCAUCAGCACAAACAACACAAGCAGUCGCCUCGGGCGACCUCCUCGACCUCGUCUCGAGCUCGCCGAGCGCAACGAUCUACCCAACCGACGACGCCCUCCUGAGUGUCCUCCAAACCCGCUUCCGCUCGGACCUGCCUUAUACCCGUGUGGGGAGCCACCACCUUGUCGUUGUGAACCCCUGGAAGAGUCUGGGGAGUAGUAGCGAUGAGAGUCAGAGGGAGUAUGCGGAGAGGGGGUGGAGGGAUACCAGUGGGGAGGGUGUCGGGGGUGUGGGUGUGAGAGGUGUACAGCCGCAUGUGUAUGAGGUUGCGACUCGGAUGUAUUUGUUGAUGAGGAGGAAGAAGGAGGCGCAGGGUGUUUUGGCUAGGGGAAUAACGGCAUCUGGCAAAUCGACCUCGCUCCGUCUUCUGACGAACCAACUCCUGCUUCUGUCCGCCCACUCCAAAAAGGAGAUCGCAUUGGCCAACCAGAUCAAGGCGACGCUGACCAUCCUCGAUGCAUUCGGGAACGCCAAAUCGCUGAUGAACCCCAACGCAUCCCUGCACUCCCGAUUCGUCUCUCUCCAUUUCUCGCCAUCCAAGGGCCGGAUCGCCGGUGCCCGCAUCCUCACAUUCGGCCUCGACAAGUCCCGCGUCGUCAAGCUCGACAAGGAGGAACGCACGUACCAUAUCUUUUACCAGUUCCUCAACGGCGCCACCUCGGCCGAGCGGGACACAUUCGGGCUCGAAGAUGUGUCCGAGUACCGCCUCUUAGCGUCGAGCGGGUGCUACAGGUUACCUGCUGGCCCCUUCUCGGACGAUGCGACGGCGAUGACCGAGACCCGCGCGGCGCUGGCGACGAUGGGCUUCAAACCCAAGCAUCUGCAGAGCAUUUUCACGAUUCUCACCGCCAUCCUCCUGUUCAGCAACCUCACCUUCCAGUUCUCGCACGAGAUGCCCGAUUCUCAGGCGACUAUCCCCAAUCAGGCGCUGUUGGUGCAGAUUGCGAGGCUUUUGGGUGUGGGGGAGGAGGAGUUGGGUAAUGUUCUGACUACGAGGACGAGGUAUGCGAAGAAGAAGGAGGUGUUUAGUGUGCUGUUGGAUGAGAAGGGGAGUGAGGCGCAGAGGGACAGAUGUGUCAAGGAUCUGUAUGCGAUUUUGGUCAUGUAUGUGGCGGAGAGUUGUAACCAUCGUUUGGCCCCGCCGUCCUCCACCAACGCCAACGCUUCCGACUCGCCUGUCGACGCACUAGCCAACCUCGCCUCGACGAUCCCGAUCUUCUACCUCGACCAGCCUGGAUACCAGACCCGCUCGCCGUCGGGUACGACUUCGAUGUCUCUGACGGGUGCGAUGCCCCUCGUCUCGCCCUUUGCCUCCAACGCUUUUGAAGAGUUUAUCGUCAAUUUUGCGGAUGAGAUGGUCAACUCGUUCAUUUCGAAGCACGUUUAUGACGAUAGUGUCGGGUUCAAUACCUUCCUCAAGGACGACGGGCUUGUCCUACCUGAAGUCCAACCCGGCAUGGCGGGCAAGGAUAGUGCUGGCGUCGUUGAGGUGUUUAGGGGUCCUGGAUGUGGAGUGCUCGCGGGCAAUGGGGUGUGGGGCGGGACGGCCGUUGUCAGUUCCAGCGGGAAGAAGUUGGGUGGUCUCGUCGGCGUCCUAGCGCGCGCUUCGAACAACUGGAAGAGCGGGAAGAGUGGCGGAGGUGUCGGGGAGGAGAAGGAGCGGGAGGGCGAAGUGGUCAGGGAGAUGAGGGAUGAAGUUUCGUCUUCCAAGUAUGCUUCGAAUGUCUUUGCGAUCGACGAGAGUGCCUCGCCGUUUGCCGAUUCCCCGUCCUCGACUUCACCCAAACUCCGUGCCCCGACUGCGUUUACGAUCUCGCAUUCGAUGAACUCGCAUUCGACUUCAUACUCUGCGUCAAACUUUGUGUCGACCAACGCGGAUUUGAUGGAUCCUGCGUUCCUUUCGUUGUUGAGAGGAUCGAGUGAUGGGUUUAUUAGAAAGUUGAUGAGUGGGCCGGGGGUUAGUGCGGAGAGGCAUGUGAAGGAUGAGGGGGUUGUUGUGGUUGGACAGGUGGGCAGUGCGGGUGUGGGGGAUGUUGGGGGUGUUGUUGCUCUCCCCUCUUCUCUUUACGCACAUUCGGCUUCGAUCAAGGAGAAGAUCAACGGCUCGCCUCAGGAGGACGAGACUGGUGGAGGGUUGGGAGAUUUUUUGACACCGGGAGCUGGGAAACGCGAUCAGGCGCGGAAGGAAGUUGAGAUGUUUGUACAGGAGAGAACCCUGGGUGUUGGACGUACGAGGUUGGAUUCGGGUAAGACGUACCCGCUUGUUACGCAGAUGAGUUGGGUUGUUGGAGAGGUUUUGGAUGUGUUCUCUUCUGUUGUGCAGCCGGGUGUUGGGAGGGAUGGGGGGAGGAGGUUGGAGGGUGUUGAGGGGUUGCUUGAAGGGAAGGACAGUGGGGUGGGAGAGGAGGGGGGAUUGUUGGGUGGACUUGGGGAGGAUGGGAAGAGUCCGUUUGAUGAUGCGCCUCAAGCCACGUCAGGAGUGUCGGGAGCAGGAACCCAUAUCCCCUCGCCUGGUUCGAGGUUGUUCGUGCUCACCCAUAUUAGGCCUAACGAUUCUGGUACCCCGAAUUCGUUUGAUAAGAGGAGGGUGAGGAAUCAGGUUGGGUUGGGUGGGUUGAGUGGCCUCAUUCAACGCACGUUCAAGAAUGACUGGUCGAUCGGUAUCCCCGCCUCCGCCUUUUGCGACCGCUACGUCACGCGUAUGCGCGGUAGCGUGCCGGAGCGCAUCAACCAGUGUAUCCGGGCUGAAGGAUGGAAGGAGGGUGUGGAUGUGCAUAUUUCCUCUUCGGACGACCAUGGUCGGGUUUGGCUCACCUAUGAUGCGUGGAAGGUUGUUGAGGAUCGGGUCCGGGCGGCUGAGAAGGAUGCGGCGAGGUUUGGUGCGGGUGCUGCUACGACUGUUGAAGGAGGGGAGGGGGAUGAGGAGGAUGGGGAUGUGGAUGGGGAUGCGAUGACGGAUUGGACGCAUGGGACUGGGGCUGUUGGUGCUGGCGGGAUGUUGACGAUUCCGAGCUCGAGUUAUGGGGCGUAUGGGAAUGGGGGCUUGGCGGAGAGCAAUGAUAAUCUUUUGCUUCCGAGGUCGGCUGGUGGGGGAGGGGGUGCGGGGUAUGGGAGUGGAGGUGGUGGUGCUGGGUAUGGCAGUGGAGGCUUGAAGAGUCCUGGGUUCCCGCCUGAGUACCCUGGUUCGCCGUCGGGUAUGGAUUCGAAGGAGGAGAUGUCUGCGGGUGGUGGGGGUGGUGGAGGCUCACCUGGGGGGGACAUCAAAGUGAAAGAAGCCUCGAACGCGGUUGAAGAAGUUCCGACAUCCUCGACUCGACGGUGGUGGCUCCGCAUCGUCUGGCUCACCACAUUCUGGAUGCCCUCCUUCCUCCUGCACCGGAUCGGACGAAUGAAGCGUCCCGACGUUCGACUCGCCUGGCGUGAAAAGUUUACGAUCUUUUGGUUGAUCGUUCUUUUCAACGCGUUGGUCAUAUUCUUUAUUGUGAUGUUUGGGAGGUUGUUGUGUCCCGAGUAUGAUCGAGCGUGGAGUUUGGAUGAGGUUGCUACGCAUCAGGGGGAGGAUGAUUAUUAUGUUACGAUUCAAGGGUGGGUUUAUGAUUUGACGGAUUUUAUUCGUGCGGAUCAUGCCAAGAUGCCCAACCUGCGAUCCAACACGCCCGAGAACAAGGAAGCCCUCGCUGGUCAAGAUCUCACUUACUACUUCCCCCCACCACUCGUCCUCGCCUGCCCGCAUCUCGUGGACGACGAUACCCUCUUUUUGACGAGGAAGAAUUGGACGGUGUUGGUUGAGACUGCUAGGCAUGAGAGUGGGAGGCUUGCGAGGGGUGGGAGUGAGGGGUUGGAGGAUCCGGAGUGGUAUGUGAACAAGUUUGUGAGGAAGAUGAGGGAGUUUAGGAAGGGACCGCUUGUUUGGGAUCGGAAGCUUGUUAGGGAGUGGGCGAGGGAUGAGAAUAUGGAGAAGAUCUGGUCGAUCUACGAAGACAAGUUGUACGAUUUGACGGAUUACGUGCAUACGCUCGACCUCAAUCAGAAUGCGGGCCCGUACAAGUUUUUGAAUGAUGAUAUUGUGGAUGUGUUCCGGAGGGGUGCGGGGGAUGAUAUUACUGAGAAUUUGAACAAGCUCUUCACCCAACUCUCGAAAGCCGAACGCGACGUGAACAUGAACUGUCUGACCAAUGCGUUCUACAUGGGCGAGACUGAUUUCCGGAAGACGGCGCGUUGUCAGGCUUCGAAUUAUUUGUUGAUUAUUGCUUCGGUGAUUUUGAUGAGUAGUAUGGGGUUGAAGUUCCUCGCUGCCCUGCAACUCGGAUCCAAGCGUUCACCCGAACUUCAAGACAAGUUCGUUCUGUGCCAAGUGCCAUGUUACACUGAAGGCGAAGAUUCGUUGCGACGUACGAUUGAUUCGCUUGCUGCUUUGAAUUAUGAUGAUAAGCGCAAGUUGAUUUUCAUUAUUUGCGAUGGCAACAUUAUUGGAAGCGGCAACGAUCGGACGACGCCUCGGAUUGUGCUCGACAUUCUUGGUGUGGACCCGAGCGUUGAUCCUGAGCCUUUGCUGUUCAAGAGUGUUGGCGAGGGUAGUCGGGCGCUGAACUAUGGAAAGGUUUACAGUGGGUUGUACGAGUUUGAGGGUCAUGUUGUUCCGUACAUGGUCGUCGUCAAGGUCGGCAAGCCGACUGAGCGCUCCAAGCCUGGCAAUCGUGGCAAGCGAGACUCGCAGAUCUUGUUGAUGCAGUACCUCAAUCGUGUCCAUUUCGAUUCGCCUAUGAACCCGCUCGAGUUGGAGAUUUAUCACCAGAUGAGGAACGUUAUUGGAAUCGAUCCUGCGUUCUACGAGUAUAUCUUCACCAUUGAUGCCGAUACGACUGUUACCCCCGACUCGCUCAAUAGGCUCGUUGCUUCCAGCGCGGACGAUUCUUCGAUCAUCGGUAUCUGUGGCGAGACCAAGUUGGCGAACGAAGAAACGUCGUGGUGGACCAUGAUCCAGGUGUACGAGUACUACAUCUCUCACCACCUCUCCAAGGCCUUCGAAUCGCUCUUUGGCUCCGUCACCUGUCUUCCCGGUUGUUUCUCGCUCUACCGUAUCCGUACCGCCGACAAGGGACGCCCGAUCAUCAUCUCGAACCGUAUCAUCGAGGAGUACGCCGAACCCAACGUCGACACGCUGCACAAAAAGAACUUGUUCAGUCUCGGAGAGGAUCGUUUCUUGACGACGUUGUUGAUGAAGCAUUUCCCGAGUUUCAAGACCAAGUUUUGUCCGGAUGCUGUGGCGCAUACGAUGGCUCCUGAGAGCUGGCGUGUGUUGUUCUCGCAGCGUCGACGGUGGAUCAACUCUACUGUUCAUAACCUUUGUGAACUGCUCGUUUACUUGAUUAUCGUGGUUGCGACGAGGGCGUCUGCGUUCCCCAAGAUUGCGAUUAUCAUGUUGAGUAUCGUGUACGGUCUCCAGGCGAUCAUCUUCAUCAUCAAGCGCGAGUUCAUGCUUAUCGGUUGGAUGGUGGUCUACAUCCUCUCGUACCCCGUCUACUCGUUCUUCCUCCCUGUCUAUUCGUUCUGGUGCAUGGACGAGUUCAGCUGGGGUAACACUCGUGUUGUGGUUGGUGAAGGCAAGGAGAAGAAGGUGCUCAUGAAUGAGGAUGACAAGUUUGAUGAGUCGAUGAUUCCGCUCAAGAAGUUCAGUGAAUACGAAGCUGAAGCUUGGGACACUGCAUCCCGUCGUUCGGACGAUACUGGCUACCAAUCCCGCUCCAAGCACCACGCCCCUCCCCGAUCGCGCAACGAGUCUCCUCGCGGAAGUGUGUACGGCCACGGUUCGGACUAUUACCGCGACGGCAACCCGCUCAACAACAACUCGAACCCCAACCUUCGACUCCCUCACCUCACCGGUAAUGGAAGCCAGCACUCGCACAGCGGCUACUCGCUCUCGCAGUACCAGAAUGCGGCUCCGAUGUCGACGUUUGGUGGGCCUCAGCUUCCGUUUAUGCCGUUUGGUGGGACGGGGAGUGUGGCGGGUAGUGAUUAUGGUGGGCCGACUGCGGGUGGAAUGAUGAUGCCUGGUAUGAUGGGGUACCAGAAUACGGGGAGUGUGUAUGGUAUGCCUGCGAUGAUGACGGGAGGGACUGCGCCGCGGAAUACGAUGAUGUCUACUGGGUUUGGGAUGGGAGGUGGGAUGUUUGGUAGUGGUGGUGGUGGGGUUAGUCAGGAUGGAGUGAUGAUGGGAGGAGGUGCGAGGCCGAUGUCGACGUUUUCGAUGGCGACGAGUGUGAAUCCGUUUGCUGGCCCGAGUAUGAAUCCGAACCCGACGGACGAGGAGUUGUUUAGUGCGUUGAGGACGUACUUGAGUACGCAGGAUUUGAUGAGUGUUACCAAAAAGACGACGAGAGAAGCUAUUGCGGCCAAGUUCCCCAAGGCUGAUUUGACGAGCAAGAAGGAUUUCUUGAACCAGUCGAUUGAUAGGAUUCUUUCCGAGUCGUGAUUGGUUUGAGGAUGUCCCUUGUCGUCGUUGACUCGUUUUUUUUUUUCUUCUCUCUGCUACUACUAUUACCACUGCAUCUCGCAUACAUUUCAUAUACGUGCAUCCAUAUGGACAUUGGGAUUUAUCUUAUACCGACUCUUUUUUUUUGAUACGAUACGGCACACUCCCUUUCUUCCUUCUUCAUUACCUUUUUUUUCAUUGCAUCGAUAUGUCUGUCUCUCCUUAUCUUGUCUUCUUUUUCUCAAGUACUCCAUUGCUCGCAUAAUAUCUCGUCAUGACCCUCUUUUUCACUCCUCUCUCUUUUUGAUUGGACGUUGUUUCGCCCUGUGGACGCGCACUGGACUCUUGAUAAUUGUGAUGCGGUUUCAUUUUUGGUGUCUGUCGCUCGUUUUUCAUCCUGUUUUACUCGUACUAGUAGUAUUAUCCGCUCUCCCUCCCUCCCUUUAGAUGGCGAUGGACUCGUUAAUCGUCCUUUCCUUUUUCUUCUUUCAUCACUCUCGAUCCGUCUCUCUCUCGUCUCUACUAGUAGUCAUGACCUGGCAUUUUUCAUACAUACAUACGUUACGGUACAUCAGAAUUCAAGUUUUGUUCCAU
Messenger RNA from Coprinopsis cinerea okayama7#130, 7110 nucleotides. Its product is annotated as chitin synthase 6. The transcript is spliced from 14 exons. Gene Ontology annotation, molecular function: chitin synthase activity; cytoskeletal motor activity; ATP binding. Lineage: Eukaryota; Fungi; Basidiomycota; Agaricomycetes; Agaricales; Psathyrellaceae. The record is from RefSeq and is a predicted model, not a curated record. Bases 1 to 6516 code for a protein of 2171 amino acids. Gene Ontology annotation, cellular component: myosin complex; cell periphery; cell septum.